CUCUUUCCACUCCCCUCCCCUCUUUUACUUAUAAUAUCUACCUCGCCGGGCAGCCCAGAACAACUCAUUUGUAAACAGACCAUUGCAUCUCGCUCUGCACCUCUCCCCCGCCCGAAAGUAUAGGUAGCCAACAUGAAGCUGUACUAUAUCUCUGUCAUACUCACCACCUGCCUGAGCACUGUUUUUGCUCAAGGAAUGGACGGCCUACCAGACUGCGCGAAAGAUUGCGCUACUGGCUCCAUUCCCAAGCAGUGCCAAACUAUCGAUGUUGCUUGUAUCUGCGGUGACAAAAGCUUUAUCAACAGUAUAUCUUGUUGUGUCGCCAACAAGUGCUCAAAGGAUCAACAAGAUGCUGUUCUCAAAUUCGCAGGCCAGCUCUGCAGUGGCGCCGGUGUAAAUAACCUCCCCACGAGUGCUAGCUGCGCUGAGGGAAGCUCGAGUGCUACUGAGACAUCAUCCGAUUCUUCAGCAUCCAGCAAGCCGACUACUUCGGGUUCUUCUGAUAGCUCUGCAUCACCAACUGCUUCCAAAUCCGACAGCAACACUAAGACCUCAUCUACCUCAACAACGUCACCUACUGCCAGUACUGGCGGAGCUGGCCUUGUACAAAGCAAAGACACUAGCCUCCUUGCUGCUAUUGGGGCGGCGGUCUUCGCAUUCCUUGCGUAG
Molecule: messenger RNA, 669 nt
Organism: Aspergillus nomiae NRRL 13137
Lineage: Eukaryota; Fungi; Ascomycota; Eurotiomycetes; Eurotiales; Aspergillaceae
Product: CFEM domain-containing protein
Exons: 3
Coding region: 133-669 (178 amino acids)
Source: RefSeq, a predicted model, not a curated record